UAUCGUUUUUGAAUUCUGAAUCCUCCGGGCUAUCAUGAAGUGCACCCUAUCGCACCGCAUUCUUACGUAUCUGAUCAUUUUCAUUCUGGUCUCGGAGCUUGUUCCAGGUGUCCAAGGAGGCAAAAAUGGGAGUGAUGGUGAAGGAAAGAAGAAAAAGCACUGGUGGUCUGGUAUAUUCAAACGUAAGAAAGACCCGACUGAUACUAGAGAAAAGGUAAUCGGUCCGGGUGGAAGCCUGAAGAUCCGUUCUGGUGAUACCGUGAUCACUUCACUCUUACCCAAUAGAUUUGCUCUCAAACCACCGUACCGAUGGUUUUACGCCCUUAACAACGAAGGCACGGUCAUACACUUUUUGCCACCGCUGCACAAAUGGUUCCAUAACGUGAGGCCAGUUCUGAUCGACGUGCGAAAAAAGUACAAGAGAGCGAAAUUGAUGAACCGGGGGCAGAAACAUGGCCACGUCGGUAAAGUGGGAGCCCUUGUGGCGGCGCUAAUGUUCGAGUCCUCGAAGAAAGAGAAUCAGAAACAGAAAUUCCAUUUCAACCUCUUCUGGUGCAACUGCAAACACUACGUGGAAUACCUGUCUCUGGGUAGGGUCGAAGGCAGUUACAAGCACGUCCUGUUUCAGCCAAUGGACAAGAAAUGCCCCCUGUACGCCCCUCUUACUAGCGACAUGUACACUACAAUUUUCGAAAACAAAGAGUUCGAACUACAUGACAACCAAGAGCGCACUAAACAAGUCAGAAUUAAAUUAAAAAUUCAUGGUCAUUGGCCAGCCUAUGUUUGGGACAGUAAAGCAGGCAAAUAAUGAAGGGCUACAUAACAGACGAACACAUUUACCUAAAUGACGUACAGGCCGGAGUGUCAUGGGCGAGUGACACACUUUUGCGGUGGGUCAGUUUCGCUAGUCACAGAAUGGGCCUGUUGCAUGCAAGAGAUACAGCCGUGCAAAUAGACUUUUUAGAGGUUAAAUGACACGAAAAUUACGAUGGUCACAUUAAAAAAGUCUGA
Molecule: messenger RNA, 1011 nt
Organism: Bemisia tabaci
Lineage: Eukaryota; Metazoa; Arthropoda; Insecta; Hemiptera; Aleyrodidae
Source: RefSeq, a predicted model, not a curated record